This is a messenger RNA of Drosophila miranda, 508 nucleotides long. RefSeq lists its product as uncharacterized. Bases 1 to 381 code for a protein of 126 amino acids. The transcript has 2 exons. Gene Ontology annotation, cellular component: chitin-based extracellular matrix. Gene Ontology annotation, molecular function: structural constituent of chitin-based larval cuticle. The record is from RefSeq and is a predicted model, not a curated record. NCBI's taxonomy places the organism in Eukaryota, Metazoa, Arthropoda, Insecta, Diptera, Drosophilidae.
AUGGGAAAUCCAGAGAUCGAUCAGGAUGAGGAGGACAGAUUAGAGUUGGAGCGCCAGCAGAACGAAAACGCACAGUACUCCUUCAGCUCCAACAUCGACGAUCAAAUCAACGACAACCAGAAUACAAGGACAGAGGAGCGCGAUGGGGGCACCGUCAGAGGCUCGUACAGCUACACGGAUGGAUUCGUGAAGCGCACCGUUCACUAUAUCGCCGAUAAGGACGGCUACAGGGUGCUCAAGGACGAGAUGCAGGAUAUUGGUGAUGGACCCCAAUUCAAUCCCGAUGGCCAGGCCGACGUUGAGGGCUCCCUCAUCGGCAAGUACUCGAUCAAGCUGGACAAGAGCGACGAAGACAAGCACUACAAGGACAUCAGGGCUUAAACCUAUACCGUACCCUGUGCUUAGUUAGAGAAUUUCUAACAUUUAGAAAUGGACUGAAUACUUCGUAAAUAUACAACCAUCCGAACGAAACAAAGUUGUAUUUUUUCUCCUUAAUAAAAACAAAAAC